This is a messenger RNA of Xiphias gladius (swordfish), 1628 nucleotides long. RefSeq names its product SWI/SNF related, matrix associated, actin dependent regulator of chromatin, subfamily b, member 1a (gene smarcb1a). Lineage: Eukaryota; Metazoa; Chordata; Actinopteri; Istiophoriformes; Xiphiidae. Gene Ontology annotation, biological process: chromatin remodeling; regulation of transcription by RNA polymerase II. The transcript is spliced from 9 exons. Gene Ontology annotation, cellular component: nucleus; nuclear chromosome. The record is from RefSeq and is a predicted model, not a curated record. Bases 71 to 1192 code for a protein of 373 amino acids. Gene Ontology annotation, molecular function: transcription coregulator activity.
UCUCAGCGACAGGACGUCCGUGUCAUACGCGCCUGCGCAGUGGCACCGAGCUUUGUUAUUUGAUGUCAUUAUGGCGCUUAGCAAAACGUUUGGACAAAAACCGGUCAAAUUUCAGCUCGAAGAGGAUGGAGACUUUUACAUGAUCGGAUCGGAGGUGGGAAACUACCUCCGUAUGUUCAGAGGCUCCCUGUAUAAAAGAUACCCGUCAUUAUGGAGGAAACUGGCAUCAGUAGAAGAACGGAAGAAAAUAGUGGAGUCCUCACACGAUCAUGGUUACACUCAGCUGGCCACCAGUGUGACCCUGCUCAAGGCCUCAGAGGUCGAGGAGAUCCUUGAAGGAAACGAUGAGAAGUACAAAGCCGUCUCCAUCAGCACUGAGCCCCCCGCCUACCUCAGGGAACAGAAGGCGAAGAGGAACAGUCAGUGGGUUCCCACGCUGCCCAACAGUUCUCACCACCUGGACGCGGUUCCCUGCUCCACCACCAUCAACCGCAGCCGACUGGGCCGCGACAAGAAGAGGACCUUCCCCCUGUGCUUUGACGACCAUGAUCCAGCCGUGAUCCACGAGAACGCCACUCAGUCUGAAGUCCUGGUUCCAAUCCGUCUGGACAUGGAGAUCGAGGGACAGAAGCUCAGGGAUGCCUUCACAUGGAAUAUGAACGAGAAGCUCAUGACGCCCGAGAUGUUCGCUGAGAUCCUGUGCGACGACCUGGACCUCAAUCCGCUGGCCUUUGUCCCCGCCAUCGCCUCCGCCAUCCGACAGCAGAUCGAGUCUUAUCCGACUGACAGCAUCCUGGAGGACCAGACGGACCAGAGGGUCAUCAUCAAGUUGAACAUCCAUGUGGGCAACAUCUCUCUGGUGGACCAGUUUGAGUGGGACAUGUCCGAGAGGGAGAACUCCCCGGAGAAGUUUGCUCUGAAGCUGUGCUCCGAGCUUGGCCUGGGCGGGGAGUUUGUCACCACCAUCGCCUACAGCAUCCGCGGUCAGCUGAGCUGGCACCAGAGGACGUACGCCUUCAGCGAGAACCCCCUACCUACAGUGGAGAUAGCCAUCAGAAACACAGGCGAUGCUGACCAGUGGUGCCCCCUGCUGGAGACCCUCACAGAUGCAGAGAUGGAGAAGAAGAUCAGAGACCAGGACAGGAACACAAGGCGAAUGAGGCGACUGGCGAACACGGCGCCUGCGUGGUAGACGCAGCAGCAGCAGCAGCAGCGCCCCCUACAGGAACGGUGCCCUUUCUGAUUGAGGUAUGACGCUGUCACGGUUCACAACAUCCAAGCAUCAAAGAUGUUCCUCCAUCCCGCGCCGGAUGUCUUUUCUGCUCGACCGGGUCCCCAGUCCGCCGUUCACCGUGUUGCUUUUUAUUUUUGUUAUUAAUAUUAAUAUGAUGUUCUGUUUGGCAAAGCCCCCGGUAGAAAGUGUCCCUCCCUCAUGUUUCCCUUACGACCCUCAGCGUGAAGAAGCUGCUCUCUCAUGAUGACCACUGACUCUCUUUCCCCGACCACAGAGGGAGAAAAAAGAAAAAAAUCACACAGCCAGUCUCAGAUAAUAUAUUGUUAUGUUGUAUUUGUUGUCUUUUUGUACAUUUUAAUAAUUCUUACAAAAUAAAAUAAAAGUGAAAACUUGA